AUGUGUGAAGGGGUAACUGCAGAGGAGUUGCUGAAUCCAAUGCAGGAGGCUCAAGAACAACCAGGCAGCAAUCAAACGAUGAAAUUUACUUACAAGCGUCGAUUAUUCGCUUCACCGAAUAAAGUUCAGGAACUCAUUGUCCCAGCUAGUAUACGAGCUGUUAAGGUUAAUAGGUUUUCUACCGGCAGCUUGCAGGUCUACUGUGCCGACGAGCGGGGCAACAUUCGUCUAUGGGACCUGGCUAAAGUUCAGGAGAGGUCGCUCCUGGAAUCUUCUCGUUCGUGUUCACCUCGGCCCGGUCACGAAGACCUGAGGCUCUCAUCUGAAACCGAAGAGGAGCCUAGUCCGCGUCACGGCAGAGCUACUAUAUCCGCCAAGUUCCGGCGGGGAGUGAUGGCUAACCGGCGGCGAACAUUCCUGACGCAACCUACACCUGAGUGGCCGUCCGAGACGGAUGACGAGCACCACGACUUGUCGGCAAUGCGCAAACGGCGGGACGGAACAAAGGUCACACGCCCGAAGAAGCGUUUUUUGGAGGUCACUCUGCUGCACGAAAGUUCUGGCCACGAUGACGCAGUUUUAUCUUUGGAUCUCUGCGAAGCUGGAACCACGCCGGAAGCCGUAGCAACUGAAGACAAGUCUGGCAGAGCAGAGUACCAUCGUCGGUGGAUCCUCAGCGUUGGCGCCGACAGGGUUGUUAAGGCCUGGUCUCUGGACCUUAAGAGGCUAGGGCAACUCACAUCCGUCAGUUAUGGAGAGCAGCAGGCAAAUUCCCUUAGCAACGGACUGCAAUGCGUAACCCACAGAGCGGACGGCCAAACAGCUUCCCAGGCCAACGACUGGCAGCAGGAGCCAGGGAACCUGACAGCCCCAUUCUCUGCAAUGGUUCUCAUGCGGAAUCCUCUGACGAGUAGUCAGAUCGAGGCAGCGACUAAAUUUGAACAGGUAGGGGGAGGGGGGGGAGGGGAGAG
This is a messenger RNA of Eimeria maxima, 971 nucleotides long. RefSeq lists its product as hypothetical. The transcript is spliced from 7 exons. Gene Ontology annotation, molecular function: protein binding. Lineage: Eukaryota; Apicomplexa; Conoidasida; Eucoccidiorida; Eimeriidae. The annotation marks the transcript as partial. The record is from RefSeq and is a predicted model, not a curated record.